AUGGACACUGUCGAGGGCGAAUUCACCACCAAGGAUGGCACAAAGCUAUAUACCAAAACAUGGAAGCCCCGAAGCGAUGCAGUCCAGGCCGUCUUGAUCUUCCUCCAUGGGUUCUCCGACCACAUUAAUGCCUACUACGAUCUCUUCCCCACUCUGAGCUCGUCCCCGUUCAAUAUUGCCGUCUACGGAUUCGAUCAAAGAGGUUGGGGCCGAUCAUGCCGCAAGCCAGCCGACAAUGGCAAUACCGGCCCCACGACACUGGUCCUAUCCGACCUUCAUGAUUUUGUUCUCCAUGUGGCAUCGUUGCCCGAGACUCAGGGCAAGCCACUGUUCUUGAUGGGCCACAGUAUGGGUGGAGGCGAGGCUCUGUGCUACAUGCUCUCCACAUCUACAGAGUAUUCCAAUCGACCAGCGAUCUCGGGCCUGCUCCUCGAAGCGCCUUAUGUGGAGAUACAUGCGUCCAAUCAGCCAUCCUACUUGAAAGUUCAGGCGGGCAAGUUGGCCGCCGUGCUUCUGCCCCGUACACAGCUUAAACAAAAGCUGAGUGCAACGUACAUGUCCCGUUCGCAGAAGGUCUGCCAAGACUGGAUCGACGAUCCGCUGUGCCACGAUACUGGCACGUUAGAAGGACUCAAAGGACUCUUGCAAAGGGAGGCAGAACUUUCGCACCUCUCGCAUGGCCGCACCAUACCUGGCUAUACAACAAAAGCCCCGUGUCCCAUGUGGUUCUCCUUUGGUACCGGAGACCGGAUCUUGUCGUACCUCGCCGCGCAGCAACUAUUCAACGUCUUGGAAGCGCCCAACAAAGACAAAACAUUCAAAUCGUAUCCCGAUGCCUAUCACAAGCUCCAUGCUGAGCCCGACGGAGUAGGCGAACAGUUUGCAAAAGAUGUGGGAGAAUGGAUCCUGGCACAUGUUGAGAAGCAGGCAGAUGUCGCUCAGGUUGGUCACUCACCGUCCGAUCCCAAGGCAGACGGUGACUUAUAG
Fonsecaea nubica is the source of this 987-nucleotide messenger RNA. RefSeq lists its product as hypothetical. The coding region runs from base 1 to 987 and encodes 328 amino acids. Lineage: Eukaryota; Fungi; Ascomycota; Eurotiomycetes; Chaetothyriales; Herpotrichiellaceae. The transcript is spliced from 3 exons. The record is from RefSeq and is a predicted model, not a curated record. Gene Ontology annotation, molecular function: lipase activity. Gene Ontology annotation, cellular component: membrane.